Molecule: messenger RNA, 3842 nt
Organism: Orbicella faveolata
Lineage: Eukaryota; Metazoa; Cnidaria; Anthozoa; Scleractinia; Merulinidae
Biological process (GO): response to oxidative stress; cyclooxygenase pathway
Cellular component (GO): cytoplasm; neuron projection
Molecular function (GO): prostaglandin-endoperoxide synthase activity; peroxidase activity; oxidoreductase activity, acting on single donors with incorporation of molecular oxygen, incorporation of two atoms of oxygen
Source: RefSeq, a predicted model, not a curated record
UAGCCCACGCAUGAUCUAACAACAAUUCGGAUUGAUUCAUGCUAAACUUUUAAUUUGAGAUCGAAAAACUUUAUAAUUUCUGCAUACUGCCCACACGAACGAAGCAAGUCGUUGCCAAAAUAAUACUUUACUCUUUGAUAUUAGUACAUUUUUCUACAUUUUACACCGUUUUACAUUUUUCACUUUUUCGUUUCGCAUAUAUUUUUCAUCUCCUGUUUUUACAGUUUCGUUUUUAAAGGCUUUAGGCAGAAGGCAGAAAGCUUAUGACUUUGAAAAUUCAUAACCAGAGAACCCUUUUACACAAUAUGGCUCGGUAACACAUCCAUUUUUAAUUAGCAAGUUGCGAUCUCAUUGCAAGCGCUGCAAGCGAAAUUCAUUGUUAUUGAACAUGAUUGCAGGAACUGUAAUUUGUAUUCAUGAGAACAUUUAAGGUAAUACAACAUUUUUAAAAAUUAUUUUACCUCCAGGCACACUUGUUGUUUUGACAUAGUAUACGGCAAUAUUCAGAAGUGGCUUUUAUCGAUGGAGUUUUCUUUUACGAUUUGUAGUUGUAAUUUUUGAUUCAACAGAUUUAGUUACAGUCCUGCAGAUAUGAAAAUGUUUGAAAAAAGGAGAGGUUGACCUGACAAAUAUUCUCGUUGUUGUUUAUCAGCUCUGUCGGAUUAUUAGCAGUUUUAAAAUACGUUGCAACAAAAAAUGUUCUGAAUAUACUUGGUAAUGCGUACCAUAAGGCAACUAAAGCAACCCUUUUUCGCACCUUGAUUUAUCACUAAUGAGAUUUGUGUAUAGGUUGCCACUAAUGAUCGAUAUUAAGCGUAGAAAGUGUGAUAAUAUAAAAUGAAGACAGAUUUAUUCGGUUAGUGAUGGCUUAUUUUAUUUUUCUCUUACGUUGUUGGGAUCGAAAGUUUAUGUAAUAGACAUGUUUAACAAAGGUUUGCAUGUUUACCUUUAACGGCACGAGUAAACAAUACGGCAACUUGUAAUUAAAAAUAUCCUGAAAAAAGUGAUUUAAAUUUUGCCUGUAAACGGAAGGAUGCGAGUUCCCUCAUCUAGUGUUUGUUUUGCUGUCUAAACGUACUUUGAUUUUUUCUGUGUUGUACCCUAAUGGAAUUGUUACUUGUCUUGUUAUUUUUCAGCCGUGUUUUGAUCGUACAGUGAAAUUCAAUUUAAUUACCUCCAACAGAAUUCGAAAUGCGGUUUAAUCAACUUCAGAAUUGUCAUGUUUCAAGAAGUAGGGUCUGAAAAUUAACACUAUAAAUCAGUGUCGUUUCUAAACAACAGGUCCUCCACAAUUGUCUCUUGAAUUGAAAGACGUGAUUGCUGUCUCGCCGUAAUUAUGAUAUUGUUCUAAUCAAGGGUAUUGCCCAUCACAAACUGCACCUUACUGGUCAAUUUUUCUGCCAACCAAACGACAGCACUGACAUAAUAGACAUAUCACCUUUGAGACAAUAAAUAGCGAAAAAGGUAAAAUUUCUGCCUGCAUCUGUCGCCGACCUCUUUUUAAAAGGCAAGCAAGACUUCGGUGAGAGGGCGUCAAUAAACAAAAUGCAGCAACUUCUUGCUAUGCUUGGGAAGCUCGUUCAAGCUCUCCUUCAGAAACUACCUUACUGGUGGAAGUUACCGACUGUUUUGAUGAUUUUUUACCAGUUUCAACAACGAGAUUACCUCAUGAACAACAACUUAUUCGAUGGCUACCCUUGCGAAGUCACUGGACCUAAGCAAGAUUGCCAGGACCCCGUCAUUGGUCACGUGUCUUUGGGCUGCUUCUUCAACAAGAAGUGUUCACCGCUGUCCUAUUUGUAUGAAAAAGACGGGCUCACGAGGGACGAGUGUGUGCAGCAUUGUAAAGACAACAGAUACCCGUAUGCAGGUUUUGACCACUGCCGCAAAUGUUUCUGCGGUACUAAUUUCAUGACAUACGCUCAAAUCAAUUCGAACGAUUGUAAAUCGAAGUCAAAGUCAAGGUGUAAGAAAAUCAAACGUGGAUGUGAAGCUUCUUCGCACAUUGAACUCUUCAGAACAAUGUUCUGUACCGAACAAAUGACGAAAACGAGAACUCAUGACGGAACAUGCAACGAUCUGAAUCAACCAGCGUCUGGAAGCAGGUUCUAUCGGUUUGGACGAAAUGUAAACCGCACCAAGACAUUUGAGGACAAGAAACUUUUGGAACCAUGCCCUAGGGAGUUAAGCAGAAGAUUGAUGACAAGGGAUCAGUUUAUUCCAGUUAAGCAGCUAAACCUGUUAGCUGCAGGCUGGAUCCAGUUCCAGUUACACGACUGGUUUGACCAUGGUCCAGUUGAUACUUCACGUCGAAUAGACAUAGACCUUGACAAAGAUGAUCCUGUCUAUGGAGAACACCACGGGAAGAUGUCAAUUCCACGAACUAAACCGGACAACUGCCCGAGCAAUUCGAAGGACACCCCUGCCACCUUUCAGAAUGAUGUCACCCACUGGUGGGAUAGCUCACAGCUGUAUGGAAGUGAUGAACAAACUAGUGCUAAGCUGCGCAGCUUCCAAAAUGGAAAAAUGAAAGUUUCAGAUAAAGAUGGUUUGCUUCCAGUAGAUAACAAAACUGGCAUUGACCAAACUGGUUUCAACAACAAUUGGUGGGUUGGUCUUAGCCUCGUGCAUAAUAUAUUCACCCGUGAACACAACUCCAUUUGUGAUAUGCUGAGGACUUAUUAUCCUGAGUGGCAAGACCAGAAGCUGUAUGACACAGCCAGGUUAAUCAACACGGCCGUGAUUAUGAAGAUUCACACAGUGGAAUGGACCCCAGCCAUUCUAAAUAACAGUGCUUUGCGGGCCGGCGUACGCGUAAAUUUUGGUCUCAGUCCUGGAAAAGAAGUAUUUGAUUGGCUGGCGGCUCAUAACAUCAGCGUCAGCGCGAGCAGUGGAAUACUGAAGCCAAUCGUGGGAUCUCCAGCGGACUUCAAUGGCGUCCCUUUCUCUCUGACUGAAGAAUUCGUUUCAGUUUAUCGUAUGCAUCCACUACUUCCUGAUGAUUUACAUAUUCGCUCGUUUUCGACUGGUCAGAAGACAGGCAAAUCGUACUCUUUGCCAGAGUAUUCUUUCGGCAAGGCCAGAAACGUCAUGACUCAAAAUACUCUUGAUGACAUUGUGUAUACGUUCGGUGUGGAGCACCCUGGAGCGUUAACUCUUCAUAAUUACCCAAAAGCCCUGAUGAACCUACAGCUACCGAAACACCAACAGAAAGGGGAGACAAUUGACCUUGCAACUAUUGACAUUUUACGUGACCGUGAGCGUGGAAUCCCGCGAUAUAACGAGUUUAGACGGUUGACCAGGCUCAAACCAGUGGAGUCCUUUGAAAAGCUCACACCAAACAGAAAACACUCAGAUUUACUGAAAGACUUGUACGACGACGACAUCGAGAAAUUAGACCUGCUGAUUGGCUGUCUAGCGGAAGAGCCUCGACCUGAUGGGUACGGAUUUGGUGAAACGGCAUUCAACAUAUUUGUUCUUAUGGCCAGCCGGAGACUGAAAACCGAUCGGUUUAUGACCGAUGACUUUACCAGUGAUAUUUACACACCCGAGGGUUUGAAGUGGAUUCAAGACACAGACAUGAGCAAUGUGCUUAUCCGUGCUUUUCCUGACAUCCAAUGGCUCAGCGGUGUUUUAGCAAAUACCAACAAUGCAUUUUUCCCUUGGCCAGUUCCCGGCGGGGAUAUCGCUGGAUAACGCCUCGGAGUUUUAGAAAGUUUGCUGUCAAUUUUUAUCGGUACAAACAUCAUCGGCGCUUCUUUGUGUUAGUUUGAGGUAGACAGUGGUUGUCAAAAUCUGACUUUGUGGAGGGAAAAAAUUAAAAAAAAUGCCAUGACUAUCAA